This is a messenger RNA of Biomphalaria glabrata, 4371 nucleotides long. RefSeq lists its product as uncharacterized. Gene Ontology annotation, biological process: lysosome localization. The record is from RefSeq and is a predicted model, not a curated record. The coding region runs from base 744 to 1850 and encodes 368 amino acids. NCBI's taxonomy places the organism in Eukaryota, Metazoa, Mollusca, Gastropoda, Planorbidae. The transcript is spliced from 8 exons. Gene Ontology annotation, cellular component: BORC complex.
AGAAUAGAUUCUUCCUGGAAUUAGUGGAAAACUUGUAGACUACCCGCCCUUACUAGCAAGGGGGUCUGGGGGAGCUAGCACCGCCGAGCACUAUUUCUGGUAUUGAAAGCCAACAAAAUGCAUAUUUUGAGGUACCCAGGCGCCCGAAGAUCCCGAAAUUAAAAAUCCCAGUCUUCACCAGGAUUCGAACCCCGGUACGGAAGCCAAGCAGUUUACCGCUCAGCCACUGCGCCUGCUUUGUAAAUUCCAUGACGUGAACAAAACCGAAUGACAGACUUGGACUUUGCUGAUGAUAUUGCACUAUUACAUAAAUGCAUACAAGAAAUGAUGAUAGAGAGGCACCAAAAAUUGGCCUAGACAUAAACUUGGAUAAGACUAAAAUUGUGCAAGUGGGAUAUUAAGACAAAGGGCUUCCAUCAGACUUGUCGAGUCAGAGCUUGAAAAGCUGGACAAGUUCAUGUACCUAGUCAGCAUCAUAACAAACAAUGGGGAUGCUUACCAAGAUGUAGCAUGCCGAAUAGAAAGGCAGGGAGCAGUUUCCAAAGGCUGCAGCCUAUUUGGACAAGCCAACCAUUGGACUUGGGACAAAAAUACAUCUUCUUGACACAAUUGUCAUCCCAGCAGCAAAAUAUGCACGCGAGACAUAUUAUCUUCUGUUUGACAAUGUGUUAGAGGCUUUAAAGACAAAAAUAUCUGCUAAUAUUAACAUUCACAAUAUCUAUAUUUUUAAAACAAAGUCUAUAAUGUCUGCUUUACAUAAUGGCUUUCUCAAUGAUGAGUUGGUAAAGAAUGCUUUCACUGUGCUUAAAGAAAAUGCAGUUCUAAGUCGUCAUGAAAAAUCAACACCUAAUGACAGUGCCAAUACACCAAUAGAUGUUUCAUUAUCAUCUCAGAGAGGCUCUCAAUUUUGUGACAUCAAUUCACAGACAAAUGAAUUUAAUUUGUCUUCAGCUAAAAGUUCACAGUCCCCACUCAAAGACCUAUCAGAAGACUUGCACAAUAUGAACAUACAAAAGAAAGACAACUUGGAAGAACAAAGAGAAAAAAGUGGUAGUGGUUUGCCUGAACUUCUACCAGAUGUGAGCAUUCCAUUAAGACCAGAAAGUCUUCCACUUCCUAUUCCAAGUCAUAAUGACAAGCAAGAACAGAGUCGAUCAAAUUAUGUUAAUCAAGCUCAUGGUCAAAAUUAUAUUGAUGAUGAAGACAGUGAACUAUUGGCAAGUGCUACCACAUCUAAGCCUAUACCCAUACGUGCUCAGGCAAAUACUGAGAUCUGUGCUCUGUUGUCUAGUAGUUUACCUCAGGGAACAAUAACCAGGAAAGGGGACAUGAUUCAAUUUGUUGCUGAUAAUUUACAGGAGAAAAUAAAACAGAGUAGUCCUAUGUCUAAUGCAGAUAAUGGCACCUCCGGCAGUAGAAGAUCUAGUGAACGAAGCAUAUAUUCUUUUUCUUCCUCCACUUCAUUUGCAACUUCUUCAGGAGUGUCAAGAUCUCCCAGCAGUCAAUUUCAACAAAGUCCAGAUGAUAUACCACCAAUUGAUGUUACAGCAGUUAUAGAACUUGAAAGCCAUGCUCGGAAAGUGGCUGAUAACCUUGACCUCAUGAUGGGAAAUAUAAGAAAUAAUUUACACAAGAUGUCAGCUAUUACCAUUGGCUGCCAAGAUGCAUAUAAGCGUUCUGUGGAUAUCACAUGUGACUCCGUUGAUGCUAGCAUUAAGUCCAUGUAUGCCCUAAUGGCCAAAUGUGAAGAACUCAGUGCUGCGAUGGGGCCUGUUGAACAGCUUGCUGGACAAAUCAAAGAAAUAAAGCGUAUAUUGGAUUUGUUUGAAAGUCAACUGUCUGAAAAAUAACAACCACCACCAGAUUCAACCACAAGACAAUUUGGGGGAAAGAAUGCAUAAAAUAGAUUCAUACUAUCAUAGAUACAAACAUUUAACAUUGAAAUAAUUUGUUAAAAUACUAAAAUAGAUUCAUACAAUCAUAGAUACAAACAUUGAACAUUGAAAUAAUUUGUUAAAAUACUAAAAUAGAUUCAUACAAUCAUAGAUAGAUAGAUUAAAAUAGUUAAAAAGAUAAUUAAAAUAAAACUUUGUUUUUAAAGUUUUUAGUUCUCCGAAAAAUAUAAUUCCUUUUUUUUUCUGUCACACAUUUUUUAAAAUGUUAAAAUCCUCCAUUCAUGGAAUGUCAGUCCCCCUCCUCCAAGUUGUCACUCUCUUGGUUUUUAGCAGGAUCAGUCAAUAACAAGUUUCAGAACAUUAUCAAACCUUAAAUUUCUUAUCAAACACAAAAGAAACACUAUGAUAUGUUCAACUAAACUAUUUCUAUAAUUGCAAAACCAGGUCUAAGAAAAUGUUAAUUGCAAGUUUUCCUUUAAGAUGAUUGCAUUAAAUAAAAUACUUGGCUGAGUUACUUAUCUUUUAUGUAUACAUAUAAGUAUAUUUAUUUAUUGUAGCUAUUUUGCCAUGACCCAAAUACUUACUGUUUUUACUUUGCAAUAUGAAUAUUUCUUUGUCAUUUAAAUUGGGAUGUUAUGUCAGAUUGUCUAGAUCGAUUGAAUUCUUUUUUUUUUUAAGUUGUGUAAGAGUUCUUUUGAAUUUUGGUGUUGAAGACAGUUAUAUAUUAUCUUUUGUAUAUGUCCUGGUUAUUCUAAACAUUUGGUGAGUGCAGUCUAGAUAUCUAUGAAGUUCAAAUGAGAAUGAUGUGCCUUAAUAUAGAAGUUGUGUUGAAUGGUCUGAAAAUCAAAGCAUCUUUUCAUUGCAUUGUGCAAAUAUUGAACAAAUUAAACAUGAGAUUAUUUGUUCUGGACUGACCCAUUUGAAUAUAAAUGACUGAUUGGACUGACUCCAGCCAAAGUGUGAUGUAUGAGGCACAUAUAGUUCAUUCAGAGUAUGUGGAAUAGUCGUUGAGUUGCCUCUGAUCUGUAUGUUUCACUUUUGUGAAAUGUUGACUAAAUGUUCAAUACAAUAUUUCUCCAGGGUACAUCAUUAUGUGAUCUUAUUUUGUAGGCUUCAUUUCACAAUGAUCUAGUUUUCACGUGUUUCAUGUAUGAUUCCAUUCAGCCAGCUAAUGACAUAGAGAUGAGACAACGCAUAGAGUUAUUCUUGUAACAUUUGACAAAUAUUUCAAUCUAUUUUUCAAUUAAAACAGUUGCACUUGUUAUUAAUGUCUUUUUUACAUUUGAUCUUGUUUUGUUGAUCAAAAGACAACAAAAGAAGUUAAAAGAAAAAACUUAACUAUUGUCUUAAGCAGGUAGAAUCUAUUUUUGAAGAAAAUUUUUAAGAAGUCAUUUAAAAUUGUUAGGACACUGUACAGCAUGCCUUAUCUGCGCCAUUUUACAUCUCAAGAGACAAUCUUUUCCCUUUGCAACUUCUUGUGUGACUAAGGAUGUCAAUCCUUGAUACAGAGCUGCACCCACAGGUUGGGCAUCUGUAAUCACCAGGUGCUGUUGCACUUUCACCCUUCUUUCUACUUCUAUGCUAUCUGUAUAGUUUCAAGGUAAAUGUAAUUAUAUUAGCUUUAUUGUAUGUAUGCAUUCCUGACUAGUCAGAUUUCAUGACUCAUUCUAAAAAUAUAUUUUUUGUUGAAUUUGAAAAGUUAAAUUCCAAUGUAAAUGGAUUAUUUUGGAUCAAGGCAACACAUUUUUAAAGGCUCGUGUGUAUCUUUCAUAUUAUUUGCAUAAGUUGAAGGAACAAACAUUUUUAAAAAAUCUUUCUCUUUCACUAUUCAAAUGUCAAUAUUCUAUUUUGUAAAAAAUCAGUUGAUAUGUGAUAAUGUUUACCAUAAUCUGUAUAAAUGAUGAACAUAUUAUAAAUGAUUGAUUCCUUUCAAUGAACAUUUAAAACAUGGUAUUGUUCAAGUACUUUAUUCAUUUAAUUCAUAAAAUGCAAUUUUAUUUUAUUUUGAUUUGUGAUCUCAUUGCACAAAGUGUAUACAAAUGUGAAAGUAUCAAAUCUGUUGCUGCUUUCUAAUCAGCUAGUGAAUUAUUGCGCUAACAUACAUGUUUUUCUUCUCUUUCCAACGUUCUACAUUUUGUCAGUCUACUGGAGGAAUAUUAGAAUCCAACAUGCAUUGUUCUUUAAAAGCUUUUUUAAAUGUCAUAAUUUUUCUCUUUUUCAAAAUCAGAUAAAAUUGUUAUUUAAGAAAAUAUUUGUUUUUUUUUUUAAAUAAAACUUAACGAAAUUGGAAUAUAAAUAAAAUUCCCUAAUGUAGAGAGUGAACUAUCUCUAAUGACUAGGGCUUAUUAGUAGGCAACUUUUGUUUAGUCCUCAAGGUGGAGAAUUACAUUUAUAGGGGGAAGCAUAAUUAAUGCUAAACAAACUUUUUUGUCAAAAAAAUCUUAAUGAUUCUAUUGGAUUAAAAUGAUUUGCUUUA